GCGGCGCUGAGCGGCGGUUGUGGGAGGUGUUGUGGGGAUCCGUCCCGUCGGUGAAGCUCCGGUCCCGGCAUGAGCCAGCGCCGCGGGCCGCGGCAGGACAUGCUCCCCGAGAUCGCCGCCGCCGUCGGCUUCGUCUCCGGGUUGCUGCGGACGCGGGGCUGCGUCAGCGAGCAGCAGCUCCAGGUCUUCAGCGGGGCGCUGCGGGAGGCGCUCGCAGAGCACUACAAACACCACUGGUUUCCUGAGAAACCCUUCAAAGGCUCUGGCUAUCGCUGCAUCCGCAUCAACCACAAAAUGGACCCCAUUAUCAGCAAGGCAGCUAGCCACAUCGGACUCAGCCUCUCACAGCUCUACCAGCUCCUGCCCAGCGAGCUCACGCUCUGGGUGGACCCCUACGAGGUCUCCUACCGCAUCGGGGAGGAUGGCUCCAUCUGUGUCUUGUACGAAGCGACUGCAACAAAACCUGGCAGCUCCUACGGGGUGCUCACCUGCAAGAAUCAGUUGAUGUUAGGUCGCACCAGUCCUUCCAAGAACUACAUCAUGACUGUCUCCAGCUAAAUACUCCUCUUGUCCUUACACUGCCAAGACACAGGCUACUGUAUACCUCACCCGAGGAUCUAUUUUUAAGAUGAAGAGCUAUUUAUAUUUUUUAAAAAAAUCCAAGAAAAUCCAAAAUUAAAAUGUUUGGGCACCGCUUCGGGCAGGAGCGGUGUCUUUAGGUGCCUUUUUUAAAGCUGUUGCAAGCUUAUGAGUUUUUAUUCUGAAGCCGAUAUCUACCUAAUUAGUGUUGGAUGGUAAUUUGGGGCUGGCUUGAUCACUUGGGCAGCUUGGAAUGGAGGAUGAGGGGGAAGAGCCAAGCUGGGAAGUGUGGCUUGGUGGUGGCACGUUCGGUGUCACCUUCUUGCCACCCUGGUACCCAACACUAUUGCUGUAUUGCAGUAGUGCUGGGGAAGGGAUGAAGGAGUUGCUGUCUUCCCUCUUCUAACUUCACUCCCCAGCUGGUCUGAUCUCUCUGGGGCCUGGAUAAAGUGUUUGGGGGAAGCUCACCUCAGGGCUGGGUGAUGCUGGGGACCCUGGAUCUCUCUCCUUUGCCUUUGCACAUCUCUGGACCCACUUUACUCCGUGAGUAUUGCAGGUCUGCUCUGCCCCACUCCCAGCACAAAGUGAGGGGGACCGUGGCCUGUCUCCAUCCCCUCUGUCUUUCCUAUCUGCUGCUGAAAGAGGCCAUGUGGGUAUCUGUGUCCUGUGAAGUGGAGCAAGGCAGAGAUGCUCUGGGGGUCAGGCUGUGCAGAGGAGCUCCUCACGAUGAAUAUUGGAGCACUGUUGGGUCCUGGUGCUCCCUGGUACCUGAACCACUGAGCAGCUGUGAAUUACAAAGCCUUUCUGCUAUGUGCAGCUUAGACGUCAGCCCAUGACCCACACUACUCUCGUGUGGCCUCCUGUGAAAGCUGCCUAAUCCAAUGCUGAUGACUUGCCGAGUCACUUCUCAAGAAGAGCCGAAGCAACUCACCUUGUGCUGUGGAGGUUGGUGUGUGAGAACUCCCUUUUCCUUUAAUCAGAAGUAUUUGGGGCGGUCUCUUUCCCCAUAUGUGGGAUGGUUGGAUGCUUUGGUGUCCUAACGCUGCUUUUAAAGUCACAGCACUUCCUCCUCCUCCCACUCUGGGUGAUGUGGCUGUGCCUGGGAGCUGUCUCCACUGACACCUUGGUAAGGGGCAUCACUUGGUUCUGAUCUCUUGGUACACAAGUUUUGCACGAUUCAUGCAUGGUCCUGUGCUCUGUCUAUUCAGGCAAAACUCCUCUUGUAAUCUCAGGGGUGCUGGGACUGCACCUGCCCCAGGGGUGGUCAGGAUUUGACCCUUAAACCACGCUGCCAACUACAAAUGGGGGUGGAAGCUGAAAGUGCUGCCCCAGGAGCUUGACCUACCUAUUGGGAAUGAGCCUUUACCAGGGUGUUGUAUGUCUGUUGCCUUUUUACUGACCAGCUCCUCCAGUGACGCUGGGAGAAGCGAUGGAGAAAGCAGGACCUGGACGUGGUGGCUGUAAUGAAGCUUUCCCAGCUCUGUCUCUCAGCACAUGGGUUUUAACCUCUCUCUUUGACCUGGCACUGACUGGUCUAACCAGAGUCAUUCUUGCCUAGCCUUUGAUGAAUCAAGUUCUCAGACAUUUGUGCAAUAUGUUUCCACAUCUUGGGUGCUCUGGGGGGAGGAAAGAAGCCUCCAACCGCCGUAGUCCUUAGCUUGGGUUAAGAAUAAUUCAGCGCAAGUCCCCAUCUCUGACCACUAAUGUGGCAAAGGAAGCUCAGCUUUUUGUAAGCCUCAAAUCCUGAAUUCCGGAACUGGAAAAGCAGCCAUCUGAAAAUAUCAAGUGGUGAGUUGUUUGUCCUUGCAACAGGAAUAGCAGUCAGUGGCUCUGGGGUUGCAUCACUUCCCUCUGCAUCACUUGAAUUUCUCAUGUCAGCAAAGCUGAACUGAAGCACUUGAGGCUUUUCCCUUGGUGAACUUGUGCAAUAGGUGACCUCACCGAGAGGGGAGCGCUUGGGAACUUCCAAAAAGCCAUUUCCCUUUUCAAAGAAAAGGGAUUUUGGUGCUUCUUGGAGUCCUCACUCAACCUGCUCACAUGGAAAGCCCAUGGUGAGAGCUGCAGCCAGUGUUUGCUGGACCCCUUGGCUAGAUGGGGAGUUUCCUGAAGGCUGGUACUUCCUUGGGUUCUUAUUUCUCAUGUUCAAAUUGUGUUACUCCUUUUUACUCCUUUCCCUUCCUCUUACCAGUAAGGUUCUUCAGGAACAGCCCACACCAAAGGAAUACAUGAGAAUUGCUCUUAACAUGCCCUCACUUCCACAACUAAAAUAGCCAAGACUCCUUUUUGUCCCUGGUGUGGAGGAGUCUGAUGGUAAAGGUGUUGGAUUUUAGCUUCAAAACCCAAACUUGGGGUAUAAUCCAUUUCUCUCUUGUAGCUGGUUACACGUAAAGCUGUGAAUUACUGUUCUCUUGCCUUCUGCCUCCGAGCCUGACACUCCACCGUGGUGCUGAGUGUGUGUGUAUUGAAACAGUGGAUUUGAGGGAUUUCCUGUUGUUUUUUACUAGCUGGACUGUUGACCGGGACCUGCUUUUGUAUUUGGUGCAAAUGGUGGCGAGUUUGUAAAGCUACACGUGGAGGGAGUGGAUGGUUCCUAUAACUGUAUAGUAGUCUUUUUAUAUCCCAAAUGUACAGAUCCUUUGUCAGAUGUAUGCUUUUGUUACUUUAAUAAAUAUGUAGCAGCAGAAA
Messenger RNA from Strigops habroptila (Kakapo), 3264 nucleotides. RefSeq names its product BTG anti-proliferation factor 2 (gene BTG2). Lineage: Eukaryota; Metazoa; Chordata; Aves; Psittaciformes; Psittacidae. Gene Ontology annotation, cellular component: cytoplasm; nucleus. The record is from RefSeq and is a predicted model, not a curated record. Gene Ontology annotation, biological process: negative regulation of cell population proliferation; negative regulation of mitotic cell cycle. The transcript is spliced from 2 exons. Bases 70 to 558 code for a protein of 162 amino acids.